AUGGGUAAAACAAAAGAGAUUAAAGGGUUUAAUAUAUUACCAUUAAGACUUCCAAAUACCAAGUCUACACACUACAUAUAUUUCAAAAAACACGAAGUUAAGAAUAGUGAUGCCAACAACCGAUCUUUAUUUAUCUGCAACCUACCAAUAUCAACCGAAUUAGCAACUAUAAAAAAGUUUUUCCAAACUGUGGCGAUUGGAUCUACUAUUGAAUUGUUUAUAAACUCAUAUUUGACUGAUUAUCCAGAAGACAUUUGGAUCAAUUUGACAAAAUUAACAUCGGAUUUGGAUUUAUCCAACAUUGCUGAUGAUCCUGCUAGUAAAUUGCCAAAGAAUUGUGGUGUUGUCACAUUUGUUGAUAAAUCGUCAUUUCAGUUAGCAUUCAAUGCUUUGAAAAAGUUGUCUUCAAAUGGUUCUGAAACAGAAUGGCCAAUAAGACAGUUUUCAUCAAAUUAUUAUCUAAAUAAGUUUCAACAACAGAUAUUGGACCCUAGUGCGUUAUCUGAAAAGGUUUCCCAAGCUUUAAUAGAUUUUGAUAAAGCAGAACAAAAAUCCAUAGAAGAAUUACAAGAACAAAAGACUUUAGUUGAUGAAGACGGAUUUACAUUGGUGGUUGGGCCACAAAGAAAGACUAAAGCUGGUAUAUUGGGCAAGCAAAAGUUGGCCGCUACUGUUGAGUCUGAAAAGGCUAAGUCCAAGAUGAAGAGCAAAGAGAAACAAGAUUUCUAUAGAUUCCAAAUUAGACAACGUAAGAAAGAAGAAAUGAAUGACUUGUUGAACAAAUUCAAGAUGGAUCAAGAGAAGGUUAGAGUGAUGAGAGAAAAGAAGAGAUUUAGACCAUAUUAA
Candida tropicalis MYA-3404 is the source of this 846-nucleotide messenger RNA. RefSeq lists its product as uncharacterized. Lineage: Eukaryota; Fungi; Ascomycota; Pichiomycetes; Serinales; Debaryomycetaceae. Bases 1 to 846 code for a protein of 281 amino acids. Gene Ontology annotation, biological process: rRNA processing; ribosomal small subunit assembly. The record is from RefSeq and is a predicted model, not a curated record. Gene Ontology annotation, cellular component: CURI complex; UTP-C complex. Gene Ontology annotation, molecular function: nucleic acid binding. The transcript has a single exon.